UGUCAGUACCUUUUUUUUCCGUUUUGUACGGUGUUCGUGUAUGUGCGUUGCCAAAAGAGAUGUGCUGGGAACAAAGAAUCCGAUCGUUCAGUCAGUCGACCAGCAAAAGUGGAACUAUUUGGGUAGUGCUCUAAUCGUGAUAUAAAGUUACAAUUCCUCCAAACUACUACAUGAUUAGUAUGUUUUCAUACUCUGCAAUCUGUAGGCUUUUUCAGUGGGAGGAACCACUUUUGGAUAGUUCAGUCAUUUCUAGAUGAUUCAGGUGAUGAGGAAUUGAAGGUCGUCUAUGGAACAAAAAAGUGCUAAUGUGAAAAGUUGUGAUACCGUAAAAAUAUACCCCCCCAUCGAACAGAAUUAGAAAGUUACCACUUUGGGGUAUGAAGCAUUCCAGUGAAGAAUUUUUCAUUGACGCGUAGAACCCGGAUUGACGAAUUGGUUGAGAUGAAAAUCUGCCUGCUUGGCCCUUUUUUGCCCCACACCGAGUGAAAAGAGAUUGAGUGGAAAGUUUCCGAUACAUAAAACAAGCGAGCAAGAGAAGGCAAGCAACUGCAGCUAAGCAGGCAAACAUCGAACAGCUGAGAAGCCUUGAAAUUUUAUUCGUCAAUGUGCUGAAAGCAAAAACAAAAACGAAGAAGGGGAAGAAGUGAAACAGUAAACAGUGAUCAGGAUAAAAUCGACCGAGUCGUGCAAGGAAGAAGAAGACUAACCUAGCCAAGAUGUGGUGGGCCACGUUUGGGGAGAUAGUUAAGAAGAAAGUUAGCCGUUUCCUGCUGGAACGCUACCUGGGGCACUAUGUUGAGGAUCGGAUUAGCGUCCAGCAACUGGAGGUUGAGAUCAUCAAUGGCACCGGGACGAUAUCAGAUGUUAAACUCUCCUGUCAGGCAUUGAACGAGCUAUGUGAGAAACAAUCGUUGGGUAUCCAGGUGACCCAGGGACACAUCGGAUCAGUGUCCAUUUGCAUUCCUUAUGACUCAAUAUUCACCAAGGAUAGCUCUGUGGAGCUAUCGAAUCUGUCGAUCACAAUCAGACCAAAACCACGGGAUACGGAUGGAAAGUCGAUGCUCGAAUCGAUGUGGUCUUCCAUGUCAAACUCGAUCCAGUUGGCCGAAGAGUGCAUGCAAAAAGAAGAAAUUCCUGCCGUCAGCCGCAUUGAGGGAAUUGAAAAAUUCGCACAAAUUAUCGACAACGUGCUGAACCGGGUCAAAGCCAGACUGAUCAAUACAACACUACGUAUUGAAUACUUGCCACCGGAUAGCGAUUGUGGAAUCGCAUUGAUCGUCAAAAUCGAUAGCAUUGGAUAUAACAAUGAAGCCGUUAACGAUGCUCCAAAACAACGUCAACCGGAAGCGGAUGAUGAGCAAAAUCAGCAGCAGCAGCAGCAACAGCAACAACAGGCAAAUCGGAAAUCCUUGCCCUCGGCCAACUACGAUACACAUAACAUCUCUAUGGAAGGUAUCACAUUUUACACGGAAGAAUUCCGGAUACAUGACCCUCGCCGGCAACAGCAAAAACAACGACGCAAGCAAGAGUUCUAUGACAAUCCUGGAAGCUCGGUAUAUAGUGAGCAGUUCCUCAGCACAAUGUCAGAAUUGCCUGAUUUGACCACAGGAGGAGGAGGAGGAGGAGGAGCAUUCGGGGGGAGCAACGAAUACUACAGUCAAACAAACGAUUGUGAUAAUAGCAGUAAUAGUAAUAUAUAUAAACAAAGUUGCAGUGGAAGCACAACCGAAACGGAGGACGAAGAAGAUGAGGAACAGACGCAAUUUCGCUCCGGCGAGAUACUGGCCGGUAGAAUAACCUCCAACCAGGAUAUAAGGGUUAAAAUGAAGCAAUCGGAUAAUUUAGCUGGUCCCAAUGUGGAAUUCGAAAUAUCGCUAGGAUGCCUACAAUUGUUCCUGUCGCCAAGACAGCUGCACUUAAUCAUUUUAAUGAGUGAUACUUUCCUGGGAGUCAAUGAAAUUCCCGUGCAAAACAAAAGCUCUCCGUACGAUUUACACCCUCAAGUGCAACGAGGCGAUAUGGCUGAUUUCGAAUUCAAGCAUAACGUAAGUCGCAUGACUGGCGGCGUUGGGAUGGACCAGGGAUGGUCUCUGGCGGAUCCGAUGCAGACAAUACAGGAGCAGGCCGAAUUUUUGGAGAGCGACUUUCGGGAAGAGGAGAUGGCUUCGGUGGAAUCCUCCAAUAGUUCUAUGACAAGCUCGUUCGCGACGACUAGUUCAGGUUCGCGGGCAACCUCCACUAGCAAGAGGCGAACGAUAAACCCGGAUGCCGACGCAGAUAUCUCCAAAUUUAACGUACGAAUUUCCGCACUUGCAUUUGUUUUGUUGCACGAAGAGCUACUGGUAGAGAGCAGUCACAUAACGGCGAACGAGUCUCCUCUGAACCGAGCGAGUGUACAACAUUUGAUGCUGAAGGCUGAACGAUUUUUCCGCUCAGUGGGCAAUUUAGACAUAGGACACAGCGAAAAAGAUGUUCUGAACGCAGGAAUGAUAAUGGAUUCUGGUUGUGACAAUAGCCGCCUAAGAUUGAUUUUGGCGCCUGUCGUUCUGGACGGAGAACAGCAGCGUAAUCGCCUAGGACAUCUGUUAAGAUUUUCCGCCUCAGUGGCCUGUGCGGAUCUUCGCGAAGUCAUGCCCGAUAUAUCGAUACCACUAGUGGAAUUCUCCCGCGAAAACAGCUCAAAUGCGACAUUGUCGAAACCGACGGAAAUAGUGAUGGAUUUCAAACAAACAUGUAACGCUUUAAAGGAAACCAAGGGCUUACGGUUCGCUCCCCCCAAAACGGAAAUUCGUUUUUCACUCGCCCCAUUCGUCACCGAGUUCGAUGUCGCAAUACAGGAUCGUUUGAGUGCAUUAUUGUACCAAUGUCCAUUCGCCGACUAUCGUACCCCGGUGAACUCCCCCGCCACACCACCGAAAGUGGCAAUCAAUCGAAGGAUGGAACCCAAAACUGAAAUCUACUUCGAUUCGUCUUCCAUCGAUUUUCGGUUAAGAUUCCCGAUACCAGAUUUAAGGCCCAUUCAUGACACACAACGUGUUCCCUGGUGGCGCCGGAACGUUAGGCCGGAUUUCCUGCUCGUGAAACUCCAGCAGGCUCGUGCCACUAUAUGCUUAACUCCACAUCCUCUCUACGACAUCUCGGCGAAUGAGAUCGAGCUUUUCUACCACGAAAGUGAACUGAAGAGCGACAGUGUAAAUAUUGGCAAAGCUGUGAUGACAGAUAAUCUAGGCACUACGUUUAGUUUUAGAAAUAAUGAGCCUCCGCAGGAAAAAUCAGGAGUAGAAUAUCCAAGAAUAAUAAUCGAACUCCCGAGUGAGGCUGCGAUUGAAAAGAUAAUGGAUGCGAAAAUCGAGGAAGCUGUGGAUUUGCAGAAUCAAACCAACCACGAGGAAAGUGAUAGUGAAAAUACGUCUGGCGAAAGCUUUACUAUCCGGCCGGGGAAAAGUAGAGAGGAAACUCCGUUUAGUGCGAAACGGGUGUGCAGGGAAAGUGACACACCGCACGUAAGUGCAUCAACUGGUGAUUCGGGAGUGCACAUUCUACCCGGCGAUUCGGAGGAUUUGAACGUGUUUUGUGAAGCAGCCAUGAAACAAAGCAAAAUGCGGAUUCAAUUUGAAUUUCCCGUUGUAAGCAUGCAAUUGAGGUCAAAACAUUUGUAUGAGAUCAUCUAUAAUCGCAUCACUACAGAUUUACUUCUGUGGGAACCAAGUGCGCCAGCAGCUACCGCAGCUGCAGAAGCGAGCGCCCAUCUCAGUGCUUCGAAGAUGGCAUUUCAGGAGUCCUCGAUUGAUCUGGCCAAUAUGGGCAUGACGGAUAGUAUAUACACUCCUUUCAUCAUGUGUCAGAGUGUGGUACAGUUGGAUUCCAGCUCAUCGGUAACCAAUUCGGAAUCAGAGUCAGAUUCCGAUGGAAUAUUCUAUUCUAUCUAUGAACGAAGCAAUAAAUGCUCUCCGGGUGACAGUGAUAAUCAACGACAGCAUCCGAAAUUGAGUAGUACUCCGCGCCAGAAACAGCUGCACAGGAAGGCAUCUUUCAUUGAUAGGAGUAAUGCUAUAGCGUUCCAGCUGAACAUUGGACAGGGAAUACUCACGAUGUUUGCCCCCGUUCGGGAUGCCCAAAAUCACGUAAUACCGGGUCAACUGGGAGAGUUUACCGUUAAACUACAAUCUACGUAUCUUUUCUCUGUAAACGGAUUUCAUGGGAAUAAAAAUUUAGGAUAUCUUUGCAUCUUAGGCAAAGCUGCUGAAAUAUAUCACUGUGGUCUGAUUCCAACACCAGUCGGCAAUCCGCCUCUACGCUUGGUCAGCAGUGUUUUACCGUCAUACUUAUGCAGUACGCUAUAUUCUACUCCGGAAAAGCUAACCCUCAAUGAACAGCAAGGCUGCCCCAAUCGUGAGAUGUUUUCACUGGUGAUCCAAAUCAAAGCCCUACCAGAGCACAACGUCAAAAGAAUUCGGAUGGCGGCAGGAAUUCAACUUACCACCCUGAGACACCACACCACCUUGCCGCAGCAUUGGUGGUUGACUCAGUUGCGGGACAUGUUCGAUGUGUCGGACUACCCCGUGCCUGGGUAUACUCCCCUGGGGGUUGCCACGGAAAUGCAUCUUCAUCUUUGGGACUGUGCAAUAGACUAUCGUCCGCUAUAUUUCCCGUACCGGGCGGUGAUUUCGAUUGGUUCGUACAUGAUUAGCAGCAAUAUAACGACUGAAAACUCGGGCCUCACAUUGAAGUUCAUUGCGGAAGAAGCUGCGCUCUGCCUCGCGCCGCAAAACGUUUCUCCGCCGAAUGUGAAACACGACAAAGAACAGCAGAGUCGAAGAUCUAGCUUUAGCUUCUUUAACGAUGAUAAUAAGGUGACCGCACUGCCUUCUACCGAGUUAGUUUGCCUCGUUGAAGUAGGUUUAUUUGAAAUAUCUCUGCAACUUCAAGAGAAAGCUACCAGCUCUCUCCCUAAGUUUGACCUGAGAACUACCAUGACCGAUGUUCAUUUACGAUCUUGCGCAGAUUCUGGUCAAGCGCUUGCGUUGUUGAUUGGCUAUCUUGCAGCGGAAGGGGACCUAAUUUCCCAAGAUGAUGGUGCUAGUAGUAUAGGUGACGAUGAGAGUAACAAGGGUUUGCCUUUCGGUCAUGAGCAUGAGGAAGAGUUGCUAUCACUGAAAAAAGGCAGUCAAACUCCCGGGGUGACUCCGAAACAACAACAGCUAGUAAACACAUUGAUCACGGAAGCAAUGGAGGAAAGUAUUUCUGUGCAAAGCGAUGUGAGUGAUUCUUCUCGAGACGAUCAGUUGCUAGCGGACGGAGAAGGUGUCGAAGUGUUUUUCUUCCCCGAUGAAGAUCAAAGCGCAGCGGCGAGGAAAAUGUUGAUGAACAAUUUGAUCUCAGAUAACAGUAAUAAACGACGCUUCACAUCGGAUGAUGACUCUCUGAGUAUAGACGAAGGAUCUAGUGUCCCUUCGUCGUAUCAGGACGAUGAUCAUUAUCUCAAACAAAAGACGUUCGAUAAGAGCUCGGAGGAUGGGAUUAGCACAAACACGGAAAUGAGAGAUCUACUGAACUUUGAAUGUUCGGUGAUGGGUUUACAGCAGGAAAAAGAUGAUGACGAUGAAGCAGUGGAAGCACUACCACAGGUUACAAUGGAUCUCGGCGAUGUCAACAGGGCCGAUUGCAGCACUCCCAAGCCUUUGGCCAAGUUUCAGAAAAAUCCAAACCAGAAUCUUAGCUCCGAUACGGACGACGAAUUUUGCUUUAUCGUCGACGAGGAACGUCCGCAUCGUGGCAAUCAAGAGGUGCCACUGCUGGAGGAUUCCUUCCGAGUGAUCGAUAAUCAUUAUAGCGUUCCCAUAGAGAAAACAGAUUUGCUGGCAGCACCGAAAGGUUUUCCCACGGCCAUUACCCGGUACGCCAUUUGUGAGAUGUCUGUCACUUGGCACAUGUAUGGUGGACAUGAUUUCGGCACUGAUGAAGACAAAAAGAAGCAUAAGUAUAGAAAGUCGCAUCCAGAGCACAGUGAUUUACAUUUACCGAUGACCGAGGCGUACAAAAGUGGAGUCAGCUAUUCGAAGGGCUCACCGUCUGUGACAUUCGGUCGCCCACGUGUUCAUCAGUUGUCCUGGAAGAAUCGAGGCGGGCCCCAACGGCGACAUGACAUUAUGAUGGAAAUUCAAAUCAACAAAGUCAAAUUUUCACACGAGGUAUACCCACCAAACACGGAGCAGGCCUCCAGACAGGUACUCGUGGUGUCCGAGUUCGAAAUUUGGGAUCGGUUAGCUGUGUCCGACAUCAAAAAGUUUCUGUACCAUUGGAACAUCGGUCAGCGCCCGAGUAAAGCCAAUAAUCAUAUGAUAGUGAUUAAGGCACUUCAUUUGCGUCCCAAUCCCGUGUUGCCUGCACAAGAAUGUUGCCUGAGGAUAUCGCUUCUACCGAUUCGGAUGAACAUCGAUCAGGAUUCGCUUUUAUUUAUGAUUAAUUUUUUCAACCAACUUGGAGGUGGAUCUGACUUAAACGAACCGGAACAUAGCAAGCAGAUUGUUAGAGGAUCGAGCCAUAUUAUGCCUUCCGCUCAUCAGGUACCAAUAAUGACGGUUGAUCUGCCGGAAGCAGUCCAGGAGAUGCAGGCGAGAAAAAUCGUUUCCGAAAAUCUAAUGCUUCUGAUAGAGGAGAAGGAGAACAAAAGUAACGAACAGCCGGAAGCAUGUGUCGAAGGUAACGACAAUACCCCUCCUAUUUACUUCCGCACGGUAAUUUUUGAACCGGAUGUUCCGAUCCGGAUCGAUUAUCACGGAAAACGAGUGGAGCUGUCGCAUGGGCCACUAGCUGGUUUACUCAUGGGUUUGGGACAUUUGCAAUGCUCCGAUAUUCGACUGAAAAAAAUAUGCUACAAACGUGGCAUAUUAGGCGUUGAACGAUUGCUGAACUUUUUGCUGCACGAAUGGUUGAAUGAUAUAAAAAAGAAGCAGCUACCAAUGAUCCUCAGCGGUGUUGGUCCAAUGUAUUAUCUGGUGCAGCUCUUUCAAGGAAUAUACGAUCUGUUUUGGCUUCCCUUCGAACAAUAUCAGUUGGAUGGUCGUAUUGUAUGGGGAUUACAACGGGGAGCACAUAGCUUCACGGCGAGAACGGCGCUGGCCGCUUUGGAAAUUACAAUGCGAGUCAUUCAUUUGCUGCAGCUAACAGCGGAGACGGCAUAUGAUAUGGUAUCGCCUGGACCAUCGGUGCGUCGUGGUCGUGGGAUUAAGAAAGGAAAAAGGAAACGAUUACACCCCCCACAAGAUAUUCGGGAGGGGAUGAAUAAUGCCCUACAGAUUGUCAGAGAGGGUAUCUCUGAAACCGCCCACAAUUUGGUAGAGCUAACUGCCCAGGAACACGACCAGAAAGGCUAUACCGGUGCUGUCGGAGCAGUUGUGCGUCAGCUAGCGCCAAUAGCAGUGCAGCCAAUCGUGUUGGCAACGCAGGCCACCAGUAACGUGCUCGGUGGUGUGAAGAACCAGUUAGUACCGGAUGCUAGAGCGGAGGCACGCGAGAAGUACAAGGAUGACGUGGAAUAGUGAGUGAAUCAUUUAAUGGUUGAUGUUAGCAACGUUAAGGUAGAGUUUAGGUUAUAUACUUUUUUUCAUUUAUGUGACAGUGCAUAUAGAUUUUUUGUGAUUCGAUUUUAUUAUACAUUAGAUCUCGAGAAGAAAGUUUCGCUCGUAAUCUGCUAACGGUUUUCGAAGAAUUGAGAAAUCCCAGUUUAUAUAUUUCAAAUAUAUUCUCUGAAUUUACUAUUCUUUCAGGUCACUAUGAGAAAGAAACUAGAGUUAUUCAUAUUUCUAAAUCUAAAGAAACCAAUAUUAUUUUUAAUGGAUAUGUAUUUUGUAUGAAGUGAGAUAAAGUCAUGAGAGCGAAACAUUGGCUCUCACAGACAUUUAUCGUAAAGUAUGGUUUUAUAUUCGACUAGAAUGAAAUUGAGACAGAGAUUAAUGGAAGUGAGAGAGAGAGCAGAGCUAGAUUAAUAAAUAAAUAAGUAUAUUA
Messenger RNA from Toxorhynchites rutilus septentrionalis, 8007 nucleotides. RefSeq names its product autophagy-related protein 2 homolog B. The transcript has 12 exons. The record is from RefSeq and is a predicted model, not a curated record. Gene Ontology annotation, molecular function: phosphatidylinositol-3-phosphate binding. Bases 717 to 7541 code for a protein of 2274 amino acids. NCBI's taxonomy places the organism in Eukaryota, Metazoa, Arthropoda, Insecta, Diptera, Culicidae. Gene Ontology annotation, cellular component: extrinsic component of membrane; phagophore assembly site. Gene Ontology annotation, biological process: reticulophagy; piecemeal microautophagy of the nucleus; autophagy of mitochondrion.